UUCCAAUCCAAUUAGUAUUUAAUGGCUUCGAGUAUAAUUAAGUUUAACAUUGUUUCAACGCAAAAACUUGUCAGGUACUGAAUGUGUAUUGUACCUGAGACAUGUGUGGAUGACUGCUUAAUAGUUAACAAAAGGUGGGUUCGAAAACAAAUUUAUUAAACAAAAUGAAGAUUUCCAAGUUGGAUUUUAACAAGAUAAACGACCCGGGUAACAGAUUUGUGCUGAAAAACUGCUUCCAGUGUGGUGUGUUUGGAAAAAUUUACGUUGGAAAUGAUAAUAAUUCAAACAGGAAAGUAGCAGUUAAAGUGCAAAAAAUUACAGAGGAUAACAAGAAGUUUAUAGAAAGAGAAUACUCAGUUCUUAAGGACUUUUCGGCAAACCUUAAUAUCAUUGAUUUCUAUGGUGUCUAUAAAAAAUCAAACGAAAUAUGGAUGGUUCUUGAGUACUGUGAAGGUGGAGCCGUAAUAGAUUUGGUUAAUGGGUUAAUCAAGAGAAAUCGUAGAAUGACAGAAGAACAUAUUGCUCACGUGUUGAAGGAAACAAUAAAAGCAUUAAUUUUUCUACAUGACAACAAUGUCAUCCACAGAGAUAUUAAAGCAAGAAACAUCCUUCUUACAAAAGAAGGGGACGUUAAGUUGGCUGACUUCGGACUAUGUCAUUACCUAAAAGACGUCUCCGACCAAACCAACACCACAAUAGGUUCGCCAUGUUGGAUGGCUCCUGAGGUGGUAAGAGGUAGCUAUGGUGAUUACUAUGGACUUAGAGCCGAUGUUUGGUCAUUGGGAAUAACCGCUAUAGAGUUGGGAGAUGGAAAAGCUCCAUUUCAAGACAUGCAUCCUACUAGAGCUUUGUUCCAGAUCGUUAGAAACCCUCCUCCAACAUUGUACCGACCAUCCAAUUGGUCGCAGAAUUAUAAUGACUUCAUUAAUGAGUGUUUAGUGAAAAAUCAGGAGCAUAGACCGUAUAUUAUGGAGGUUAUUGAACACCCUUUCUUGGAAGAAAUCCCAGAUAAUUGUUUCCAUCUUUCCCUUGAGUUAAAAUCCAUCAUAAAAGAUAUUGGUAUGACUUCAAAUAAUGACACGCAAGACUAUAACAUUCUAGGAGACAAGUUGAAGAGGAGUAUUGAUGAUCCUUUGGAAAAUAUGGAAGUUGAAGACUUGGCAGCUUUGGAUAAAAUAAAUGAAUCCGUUAUUUUGGAUCAGUUAGAAGCUAGAAUGAGAAAGGGACAAGUACAUACUUUCAUUGGGGAUGUUUUACUUAUUAUAAAUCCAAAUGAGAAGUACGAUAUAUAUGGACCCAAGUUUCACAAAAAAUAUGCGAUAAAAUCAAGAUCCGAAAAUCAACCCCACAUAUACGCAGUUGCCGAUAACGCUUAUCAAAACGCCAUGCAUCAAAUACUGCCCCAAAACAUCAUUCUUACAGGAGAAUCAGCGUCCGGAAAAACCCGCAAUUAUCUACAUUUGGUAGAUCACUUGAUUCAUCUGGGCAAAACCGAAAAUAUUAAUUCAGGUAGAAUCCUGAAGGCGGUGAAAUUGAUCCAUGCGUUAACCCACGCGGCUACCCCUUUUAAUAAGUAUUCUACUAGGUGUGUAAUGAAGACCGAGUUGUCUUUUAGUGGUGCUGGAAAGAUAACUGGAGGAAAAUUUAAGGUUGAAGGGUUGGAAAAGUGGAGAAUAUCAUGCGUCGAUAUGUUUCAAGGCAAUUUCCACAUGUUAUACUACGUGUUCGACGGUCUCAAACAUACCGGCAAACUAAGUGAAUAUAACCUGGACUUCGAUGUAGACUAUCGUUAUCUUAGACUCUCAGAUGAUACUCCUAAAGACACCUCAGCUAACGUAGACAAAUUUAAGAAAAUAUUUGCUUACUUAGAAGAGUUUGAUUUUACUGCAGAACAAAUAGACACAAUCCUUAAAAUAUGUUCAGCAGUUUUAAUUUUGGGCGAAGUAAGAUUCCUACAAACGGGAGAUAAUAUUGCCACACUAGAAAGUGAUGAUUCGGUUAAAAAAGUUGCAGAUCUGCUUAAUUUGGAGUCGAAAAAACUUACCUGGGCACUUACUAACUAUGUUGUUUCAAAAAAUCGAUCGGUUGUUAGAAGGAAAAAUACUUCUGAAGAAGCAAGAGACUCAAGAGAUGUGCUUGCUAAUACUAUAUAUCAAAGAUUGGUAGAUUAUAUUGUCGAGGUUAUUAAUCAGAAAUUGGAAAUUGGAAAAGCUAUUUUUGGAGAUAAAUAUAGCGUAAGGCUUUUGGACUACUUUGGUUUUGAAUGUUUUAAACAAAACCACCUUCCUCAGCUCUUCAUCAACUGUCUAAACGAGCAAAUUCAGUACCAUUACCUCCAAAGAUCUUUCUCCUGGGAGGUCAUGGACACAAAAGGCGAAAAUAUACCAUACGAAACCAUAAAUUUCUAUGACAACAAACAAACUUUAGAUCAAAUAAUGCAAAAACCUGCAGGUGUUAUAAAUUUAAUCGACCAAACCUCACGUAUGGGCUUCAAGGGGAAAUACAUCUUGGAGUCCAUAGAAAAACAGAGUUCUCAAAGACUGGGGGUAAAAAAUAGUAACGAAUUUUCGGUGGCUCAUUACACAGGGAAAGUGACAUAUGAUGUAAGGGAAAUGCCUUGCAAGAAUCGCGAUUUUUUACCACCUGAAAUAAUUGAAACAUUAAGACUAUCUCAGAAUGAAAUCGUACAGCAAUUAUUUACCUGGAAGUUGGAUAAAACGGGAAAUUUAUUGGCUUUCCAGGAAAACAAGAAAUCUCAAACUAGAUUCUCCUUUAGAGGUUCCAAGCGUGAUAUAGACUACUCCCAAAUCAAACGAAUGAGGACUGCAUCCACAGUAUUUCGUUCUAUAAGCUUGCAGUUACUUAAAGAUCUCUCCAGUAAUGUUGGCACAUACUUUGUUAGAUGUGUACAAUCUAAUAUUAAAGGACGACCGAAUAAUUUCCAAAGGGAAAUGGUGAGGCAGCAAAUCAGAGCCUUGGCAGUUGUAGAAACAGCAGUAGCUAAGCAGUGUGGAUAUACUUAUAGGAUGUCUUUUGCAGAGUUUUUGAGAAGGUAUAAAUUUUUGGCCUUUGAUUUUGAUGAAAACGUUGAUAUUACCAAGGAAAAUUGUCGACUACUUCUCAUAAGAUUAAACCUUGAAGGCUGGGAGCUUGGUAACUCAAAAGUGUUUCUUAAAUACUACAAUGAGGAGUACUUGUCCAGAUUAUAUGAAACUCAUGUGAGAAAAAUUGUUAAGAUACAAAGUAUUUUAAGAGGUUUUUUGGUAAAGUGCAAAAAUAAGAAAAUGCUUAAAGAGAAGGAAGGAGACACAAUGUUCAAUGCCGCAAGGCGUAUGAGUGUAAUGACGGAAGAUGUGGCCGCUGUAAUAAUCCAACAGGCUUACAGAAAAAAGGUCGAAACCAACGAAAAACUGGGUGAAUUUAAAAAUAUGGACAAUAAAACCAAAGAAUUUAUAGAACCGUUCGCCAAAAAGUGGAGAAAUAAAAGUAUCUUUCAAGUUUUGAUGAGAUAUAGAGCUGCGAAAAUACACGACCUAUUUAACUUUUCCCAACAAGUGCAUUUAUUCAAUCUGAAUGCUUACCAUAACCUAACCAAAAUAAAUAAUGCUGUUGACACCGAUGAAGUGGAUACAUCUGCAAACGUACACAAGUGGUUGGGUAAAGUUAAACUUUGCGCAUGGAAACUAAAUUUUCAUCUAAAUGAUAUACCCUUUUAUGACACAUCGAAUAUGUAUGAUGAACUUACUAACUCUGGUGUGUCAGCAGAAAAGGAAGAAUCGUGGGACACUCCUUACAGACAAAGAAAGUUAGUGAUGUCGACUUCAGAGGAUUCGGAAGAAACGCCAUCUUGUUCAAAAACCAACGCAGAUCCCUUGAUAUAUCUAGCAUACAAUAGGGACCCAGAGGAAAAAUUAAACUGUCUACCAGAAUCCAUAGACGAAUUGAGCUCUAACAAAUUCCAAAAGUCAAAUACUAAGACCAUGGGUAAACCAACAAGAAUGGAUAGAGCUCAAGGCAAGACCAACGAAAUGAAUAAAGUGAACAUGGUUAGAGAGACUGAAUAUAGAAAAGAAAACACCUCAAAUCAUUAUAAUACCAAACCUGCGAAUAAAGACUUUGACUACAUAAAACCUACGCCUGUCAAUAGGCCUAAAGUAAGCCCCAUAGACGAGUUAAAGGACUUUGGAAGGAGAGAUAGUAGUGCAUCCGAUGACCCGCCGUUUAACUUUCAGGGAAUGUUGCGGAAGACCAACUUUCGAAAGGAUUCCGUUAAAGAUAAGGUUAUUGAUAGUGUAAGGAGGUUUUCAUUGAAAAAAUCUGAGCCCAUUUUUGUCAAUAGGAAUGGUAUAAAUAUUAAUGAGAAAGCUGAGUUUAAAGAAGUUUCAGAAGAGCUUCUACCAGGGAUGUAUAUUAAGGGUUAUUCAAUAGAUGUAUAAUUUAAAUAAAUAUAUAUUGUAUCAAUAAUAAUGUUAUACUAUAAAAAACUUUCAUCUUCAUCUUCGCUGUUUUCCUUUUUUGAUUUGUAAUGUGGAUUUACGUGGGAGGUAACCACAUUUUUGUAUAAAGGGUUUUUAUUUGCCCAGUAUGCUCCUCUACUGCUCUCCUCAAAUUUUGCGUACUCCCUUCUAUCGUUUACAGUGGUUGCUAUUUUCCAUGAUACUAAACCCACCAAUGCAGCUAGUAACAUGCUUCCUAUGAUAAUU
Messenger RNA from Brassicogethes aeneus, 4703 nucleotides. The record is from the annotation of a GenBank genome assembly. Lineage: Eukaryota; Metazoa; Arthropoda; Insecta; Coleoptera; Nitidulidae.